AUGGGUCGCGUCCGCACCAAGACCGUCAAGAAGGCGUCCCGCGUCAUCGUCGAGAAGUACUACUCUCGCCUGACGCUCGACUUCGACACCAACAAGCGCAUCGCCGAGGAUGUCGCCAUCAUCCCCUCCAAGCGCCUUCGCAACAAGAUCGCCGGUUUCACCACUCACCUCAUGAAGCGCAUCCAGCGUGGCCCCGUGCGCGGCAUCUCCCUCAAGCUUCAGGAGGAGGAGCGUGAGCGCCGCAUGGACUUCGUCCCCGACGAGUCUGCGCUCGCGGUGGAGACCAUUGAGGUUGACCGUGACACCAUGGACAUGCUCAAGUCUCUCAACAUGGCUAACCUGCCCGGCGUGA
Molecule: messenger RNA, 352 nt
Organism: Micromonas commoda
Lineage: Eukaryota; Viridiplantae; Chlorophyta; Mamiellophyceae; Mamiellales; Mamiellaceae
Exons: 3
Biological process (GO): translation
Cellular component (GO): ribosome
Molecular function (GO): structural constituent of ribosome
Source: RefSeq, a predicted model, not a curated record